Messenger RNA from Rotaria sp. Silwood1, 516 nucleotides. The record is from the annotation of a GenBank genome assembly. Lineage: Eukaryota; Metazoa; Rotifera; Eurotatoria; Philodinida; Philodinidae.
AUGCGUUUUGAGUUAUCAAAUACAGCGAAUGAAUACAAAUCAAUCGUAGCCAAUUUUAAUCAGUCUAUCAAAGGAAAAUAUACAAAAAUAAUACGAAUAGAACGCAUUCAAAAUGAACGAUGGUAUAUUCAAUAUUUGGCACACAGUCGAAGUUUCAAAAGAACUCUCGAUAAAGAUACUGAAAAAAGUUUGUAUCACGGAUGUCCUCAAGAGGCAGCUGACAAAAUCGUGAAAAGUUGUUUCAAUCGCAGUUUUGCAGGAGUUACUGGAACUGCGUAUGGUUUUGGUGUUUAUUUUUCAUCAGAUGCAGCUUAUAGUCAUGAUUAUGCAAAACCAAAUGUCAAUGGAGAACGUCAUAUGUUUUUGGCACGAGUUCUAGUUGGAAAUACAACUAAAGGUAAUAGUUCAAUGAAGAUUUGCCCUGCUGGAUUCGAUUCAACUACUGAUGGUAAACAUAUUUUUGUCACUUAUCAUGAUGCUCAAGCUUAUGCUGAAUACUUAAUUACUUAUACAUAG